Trichoderma asperellum CBS 433.97 is the source of this 292-nucleotide messenger RNA. Lineage: Eukaryota; Fungi; Ascomycota; Sordariomycetes; Hypocreales; Hypocreaceae. The record is from RefSeq and is a predicted model, not a curated record.
ACACGUGUUGUCGCCUUUCUAAUCUAAACCUGGGGGAGUGGAAAAAGGGAGGAAGAGGGAGGGGGUGGAAGCAUGAAUCGGAAGAGCGCUUCCGUUAUUAUUCGCCUUUCUUUUUUUCUUUUUCUUUUUCUGUUUUAUACGGAUUGCUCUAAGGCGUUUGCUGCAUUCCUCUUGAUGAGAUGGGCGGCAUUCCGGGUCGGAUGGGGGGAGAGAAAGGCUAUUUAUUUAAUAUGACGAUGCUGUGUUUUCCGAGAUGGGGGCCCGUUUUUUUUUUUUUUUUUUUUUUUUUUUU